UUUCGAGGAGGAGUCGAAAGGAGCGCACCGUGCACACACACCAAAACGGACAGCAGCUCAUAUCAUUUAGCAUAGUGGUCUGGAAACCAAUUUGGUCUCACAUGAUUUCAAUGUUUUGUUGCAAUUUUUUUUGGAACUUACUUUUUUUUAUUCAAAAACUGUUAGUUCACCUGAGUAUAAACUAUACUUGUGUUUUGUAACUGACUUAGUAGAAUUAGUUAUUUUUUUUUUUUUUUUAACAAAGUUUCAGAGAGGGGAGCUUAAGCGCCGCAGCACACAGUCUGCUCCCAGUGCAGGGUUCAAGGAUGGCGGCGUUAAUUAGUGCGUACUCCUCUUGGCCGGAGAGCUUCGAGUGCUCUGCGGGAGAUGGAGACGUCCCUGACGGACACACCUCCCACAGAGGUCCUGUAGACAAGACUUCGGAACCGCGCAUCAGGAGACCCAUGAACGCUUUCAUGGUGUGGGCCAAGGAUGAGCGAAAGAGGCUAGCCGUUCAGAAUCCUGACCUUCACAAUGCAGAACUUAGCAAGAUGCUUGGAAAGUCCUGGAAGGCUCUGACCCCGCCGCAGAAGCGUCCGUACGUGGAGGAAGCCGAGCGCCUGCGGGUGAAGCACAUGCAGGACUACCCCAACUACAAGUACCGGCCGCGCCGGAAGAAGCAGCUGAAGCGCAUCUGCAAGCGCGUGGACCCCGGCUUCCUCCUGGGCGGCCUGGCACCGGACCAGAACGCCCUGCCGGACCCGCGCAGCUGCUGUCACCCGCUGGACAAGGACGACGACGGAAGCGGCGGCGGUGUCAUCGGAGGCGGCGGCGGCGGCGGCGUGGGAGGAGGGUACUCGUCGCCGUCCCUCCCCGGGAUGAGAGUGUUCCGGGACGCGGCCGGUUCCAACAGCAGCUUCGACACCUACCCCUACGGCCUGCCCACGCCUCCGGAGAUGUCCCCGCUGGACGCGGUCGAGCACUCCGAGCACCCGUCCUUCUACCCGGCCUCGGUGCCCGUGAGCUCCAGCGGCUCCUGCCCCCCGACCUCCUCGGGCGCGCCGUGCUCCGACGACCGGCGCCUGGGCCCGGCCCACCUGUCCAGCCCCCCGCCCUACCACCCAGACUAUUCCCAGCAGGGUCCCCCUCCCCACCACUGCAGCCCCCACAUGGGCCACCACCACCACCACCACCACAUGUCCAUGUCCCACCAGCUCCCCUACUACGCCGCCUCCUUCCCCCAGCUCCAGAUCCACCACCACGGGCUGCAGGGCCACCACCUGGGCCAGCUCUCCCCGCCGCCCGAGCAGGGUCAGCUGGAGAGCCUGGACCAGCUGAGCCAGGCCGAGCUCCUGGGCGAGGUGGACAGAGACGAGUUUGACCAGUACCUGAACUCCAACUCGGCCGCCACCGCUGCCGCCGUUGCGGCCGGCGUUGCGGCCGGCGGCGGCUAUCACCACGGCGGCGAGCAGGGUGCCAUGACCGUGACGGGACACAUCCAGGUGACGGCCGCCUCCGCUUGCUCCAGCAGCACCACAGAGAGCAGUCUGAUCUCGGUGCUGGCGGACGCCACCGCCGCGUACUACAACAACUACGGCAUCUCCUAAACGUAAACAAAAACAAAAACACUGGACUCAAUAACCAUGAGCAGUGGUUCAUCGGGACAGGUCAGAUAUGAGACUGCCGGCCUGAAUGGCUCACAAACGAGGCGAGGACGAGGAGAUCAGACAGAGGAGAUGGACAAAGACAGGUCGAAGGUCAUCUCAGGGAUAAACAGACGUUUCUCAUAAUGUUAUUGUUCCAAAAAAAGAAUAAGUGAAGAGAGGAGGAGAAAAAAAAGAGCUGAUUUAAAAAAAUCUUAUCAUAUAGUUCAGAGUUUGUCACUGAAGCAUGUACCUGUGUGCCCUUGGGCUUAUUUAAGUAUUUCUAUGUUUUGCAUAUUUCUCAUUGUACUGCUGUCUUAAGUUCUUCUUUAGUUGAAAAUGUCUUCAUACACAUUUGUAUGAACCUCAUGAAUUUUUUGUUUGUUUGUUUUACCUCAGCAAUUGGUAUUUAAAGAAGGCUGUUUUAGAAUGCAGGAAUCCCAAAUGACAUAAUAAUAGUGAAUGAAGGAAGAACAUUGAAUACCUUUUCCCCUCACAUAGUUCCUAAACAUUUAUAUGAAUACUUACUUAAAUAUCUAUACUCAUAAUCGUUAUGGCCGAGAAUAAUAAUGAUAAAUAUUAUGGUAUGCUGAUCUAUGCUGGUUUGUGAAAUUGAAUUAAUUUAAUGACGCACCAGUUUUGUUUUAAUUGAUAUUAUUGCUACCCCCUUGAACACCCAUCCUCACACAAAAGUAAAAAAAAAAAUCUAAAAUGACUUUGGAAUGAACCUAAAAAUGUCUGUACUUCUGUAGGAGAAACAUGGUGUGGUAAUUAUGAAGGAAGCUGGGUCCCAGAUGACUGUGUAUGUGUGUUAAGGCAUUGUUACAGUUAAUAUCUGGCUGGCACCAUCUGUAAUAGUGUAAGGGUGAAACGAAGCAUUUCAUAGGUGCUCCUUAUUGUACGUUGAAAUGUGAGAAGGACCGAUCCCCUUCGAGGACCUGAUUAGAUCUGAAGCAAUGUAAUAAAGAAGUCAUUUUAAACCAAGGUAAAA
This is a messenger RNA of Sardina pilchardus (European sardine), 2613 nucleotides long. It is a transcript of the gene sox7, whose product is annotated as SRY-box transcription factor 7. Bases 306 to 1586 code for a protein of 426 amino acids. Gene Ontology annotation, molecular function: RNA polymerase II cis-regulatory region sequence-specific DNA binding; DNA-binding transcription factor activity, RNA polymerase II-specific. The transcript is spliced from 2 exons. The record is from RefSeq and is a predicted model, not a curated record. Gene Ontology annotation, biological process: regulation of DNA-templated transcription; anatomical structure morphogenesis; cell differentiation. Lineage: Eukaryota; Metazoa; Chordata; Actinopteri; Clupeiformes; Clupeidae.